GUAAGCGAGCCAGCAUUGUGAGGAGAGGGGGGAGCUCAGAGCCAUUUACUCACAAGCUGGAACAGAACACAUAUAUACUGUAUAUAAAAUCGCUAAUUCGGUGUGCAGACGGAAGAAUUCGAAAAACGAAGCAAUAUUGUAGCCGAUAUAUCGCGUAAUAUUCAUUUUACAUACACAAAAUAAUCAGAGUUGUUGUGUUAUAUUUACUAAUUCUCUGAUACUGAAAUCGGUGUUGUUCCCUAACCGACCGGCAUGUCUUACCAAGGAAAGAAGAACAUUCCUCGGAUAACGAUGCACGAAAGAGACUCCACAAUACUGUGUUGCCAACAGUAGUUAUAUGACUCUUGGUCCGAACUUCAAGUCAUUUUGUAUUUUAUCUAGAGUGACCGGCUGAUUAUCAAGGGUGGGAAGAUAGUCAACGAUGACCAGUCUUUUUAUGCAGAUAUAUACAUAGAAGAUGGUAUAAUAAAACAAAUAGGAGAAAACCUUAUUGUUCCUGGAGGGGUGAAGACAAUCGAUGCCUAUGGUCACUUGGUGAUCCCAGGUGGAAUAGAUGUCAACACCUGUCUUCACAUGCCGUACCUGGGAAUGACCCCAGCCGACGGCUUCUACCACGGAACAAAGGCAGCGCUGGCAGGGGGAACCACCAUGAUCAUUGACCAUGUCCUCCCAGAGCCUGGAACAAGUCUCCUUGUCGCUUAUGAUCAGUGGAGAGAGCUGGCUGAUAGCAAGUCCUGCUGUGAUUAUUCUCUGCAUGUGGAUAUCACGCGCUGGCAUGAAAGCCUCACAGAAGAACUUGAAGCUUUAAUCAAGGACAAAGGUGUCAAUUCCUUUCUUGUGUUCAUGGCCUACAAAGACAAAUACCAGUGCACUGAUUCCCAGAUGUACGAGAUAUUUGGAAUUAUCAGAGACUUGGGGGCCAUUGCUCAAGUACAUGCAGAAAAUGGGGACAUCAUUGAGGAGGAGCAGAAGCGAUUGCUCGAGUCUGGAAUUACAGGUCCUGAAGGGCAUGUUCUCAGUCGACCAGAGGAGGUCGAGACUGAAGCUGUGUACCGUGCAAUAACCAUCGCUAAGCAAGCCAACUGUCCACUGUAUGUCACAAAAGUUAUGAGCAAAGGUGCUGCAGAUAUCAUUGCCCAGGCCAAAAGGAAAGGCAUGGUUGUUUAUGGAGAACCAAUCUCAGCUAGUCUUGGUACUGAUGGAUCCCACUACUGGAGCAAGAACUGGGCGAAAGCUGCUGCCUUCGUCACAUCCCCUCCGCUGAGCCAAGACACCACGACUCCAGACUACCUCAACUCACUGCUGUCCUGUGGAGAUCUUCAAGUAACUGGUAGCGCCCACUGCACAUUUUCAACAGCCCAGAAAGCAGUUGGCAAAGAUAACUUCACACUCAUUCCUGAGGGGACCAAUGGGAUUGAAGAAAGGAUGUCGAUAAUCUGGGACAGAUCUGUGACAACGGGGAAGAUGGAUGAAAAUGAGUUUGUAGCGGUAACGAGUACCAACGCUGCCAAGAUCUUUAACCUGUACCCCCGGAAAGGGCGGAUCGCAGUCGGCUCAGACGCUGACCUGGUCAUCUGGAAUCCCAAAGAAACGAAGAUCAUCUCAGCAAAAACACAUAACUUGGCAAUUGAAUACAAUAUCUUUGAGGGGAUGGAGUGCCUUGGGGCUCCAGUGGUUGUAAUGAGUCAAGGCAAAAUCAUCUUGGAAGAUGGGAAACUCCGUGUCACAGAAGGGUCUGGACGCUUUAUCCCUAGAAAGACCUUCCCAGACUUUGUUUACAAAAGAAUAAAAGCAAGGAACAGGAUGGCUGACAUCCGCGGUGUACCAAGAGGCCUUUAUGACGGACCAGUCCAUGACGUCACUACGGCAACUAAAGCCGUGGCAUCCACUCCGUCAUGCAGAGGGUCAUCCUGCCCUGGCAAGGCACAGAUGGCUCCCCUGCGGAACCUGCAUCAGUCUGGAUUUACUUUAUCUGUAGCAACAUCUAACUCUCAGCAAAACCCCAAAGGCAGUAAAGGAGGAAAUCAGAUGGACGACCAUAUUCCCAGACGUACUACACAGCGGAUUGUUGCUCCCCCUGGAGGAAGAUCUAAUAUUACCUCGCUGUCAUGAAAUUUGACAUUCGUUUCUUCAGACUAACCACUCGUACAGUAUUUUGGCUAGUCAUUUCAAGUAUGAAAACACUCACAAAAAACAUUUUGUGAGUAUUAUCCAGGAAAAGCAAAAAGACGCUCACACCCCCCCCCCCCCCCCCCCCACCACUUCUUCUGCUUGCUCGUAGAAUACUCAUAUCAACUGCGAGAAUCAUCCAGGCAAACAUUCAUUUUUAUAUAACGUUGUAGCCUAUAACCCCAAGCUGUGAUUGUGAAUGGCCAAUUCAUUCUUCUUCCAUGAAAGUGUGCAUCCGGCAGUAGUUUUUUUUUGCAAUUGUAUAACAGCAUGCAUGUAGAAAGAACUCCUCAUAGUUACAGUAUAUAAAAUAUUACAGUUCUUGUUAUAAAUAUUCCGGUAUGCUCUAAUGCUAACUUUAUUCAUAUGCAUAGAUUUCAGAAUACAAUUAGAUGCAAAGCUAAACUACAAUAACUUUCAUGUACUCCACUUACUGUGUUGUUUGUUAACAGAUGUGUAUCCUCUGCUGUAAAAGACUAACGUGCUAAUUUAAUUCACUUCUGGCCGGGAAUUCAUCAUUUUAGGAAAAUGUAAAUACAUGUAAUAAUCAGAUAAAAAUGUAAAGCAUUUCUUGUUUUAUUUUGGUUAGAUUAAUACAUUAUCAAAAAUGAUUUACAAUAAUCAGUUGGGAUUAAUGCAUUAUUUUCCUAGCUAAAAUGUCCCUUGGGGCAGAAUUAAAUCAAAAUGAUAGCGUCACUAUAGCAACAUGUUUUUUAAUGGCCAUAGUAGUGCUAUGAUUUGUAUUUCAUCCAGGCCAAACUUAAUCUAAUGGUUUAAAAGUAUUAGAUUCAAGCUUUAACUGCUCAUCAGAAAAACAGUUGUCAGUAUGUUUGUAUCUGUCCAUGAGUCACACCAUGCACCAUAUGAUAUUAGUGGUAAAAAAAAAAAAAAAUGUAUGUCC
Molecule: messenger RNA, 3070 nt
Organism: Acipenser ruthenus (sterlet)
Lineage: Eukaryota; Metazoa; Chordata; Actinopteri; Acipenseriformes; Acipenseridae
Product: dihydropyrimidinase-related protein 4
Exons: 15
Coding region: 574-2112 (512 amino acids)
Cellular component (GO): cytoplasm; cytosol
Molecular function (GO): hydrolase activity, acting on carbon-nitrogen (but not peptide) bonds, in cyclic amides
Source: RefSeq, a predicted model, not a curated record